UAAAAUCUAAGUUUAUAUAGAUGUAUGAUAUGAUAUAUAUAUAUAUAUAUAUAUAUACACACACACUAUAUACAAUCUGAUACAUCCAGCGAUGCAAUAAUUACUAGGGUGCAAACAGCUUUAAAAGGGUGUUGGAGGAGAUCUCUGAUAUCACAGAAACAACUGUGGCAGGCAGGCAGGAAAGUUUUGCAGAAGAGAAAGUAGUGAUCUUGAGGAGGUUGAAUUGUUAAGCAAUUCUCCCUCUCUUCAAUAUUUCUCAAUCAUCACACAGAAAAAGAGAUGGGUAGCAGUUAUUUUGGGGAGCCAAACCUAGGAAAUGAAAGAUCGGGUUCAGGGUCAUCAAGCAGCAGGAAAGGAAAGAAGAGUAAUUCUGACAAGCCCAAACAACCACAGAGAGGGCUUGGUGUUGCUCAGUUAGAGAAGAUCAGACUGCAUAGUCAAAUGGGUUGUAGUUACCUUCCUUCUCUUCACACUGCUACUCCUUAUUCUCCAAAUUUCAACCAGGAGGAUAUGAGUCGACUUCAAAUUGCAGCCUAUUCAGCAAUACCAUCAUCAUCAUCCUCAUCUUCUCUUGGUUUUCAUGGCCAUCAAAAUAUCAUGAUGGGAUUGGGUGAAUUAGAAAGAUCAGCAAAUAUCAGAUAUGGAGAUUCUCAACCUAUCACUACUAAAAAAAAAAAAAUUCAAAAACAAUAUCUAAAUCAAUUCAUAUGUUCAAUUCAUAAAACCAGAUGGAACCCUGGUAAUGGCAUACUAGAGAGUCAACAUUUUGCACAGCCAAGCAUGACUACUACACAUCUUCUGAACCUACAAGCCGAGGACUCAUUACAAAAGAAGAGAAAGAAAGACCGAAGUAAUUCGUUUGGCUCAAGCAGUCAGAACUCGGAAUCAAAUGAUAAUCAAGAACUGGAUUUGGAGCUCAGACUUUCACUUUAGUCUGCAAAGUUUCU
This is a messenger RNA of Cornus florida, 947 nucleotides long. RefSeq names its product protein SPEAR1-like. Lineage: Eukaryota; Viridiplantae; Streptophyta; Magnoliopsida; Cornales; Cornaceae. Bases 280 to 933 code for a protein of 217 amino acids. Gene Ontology annotation, molecular function: DNA-binding transcription factor activity. The record is from RefSeq and is a predicted model, not a curated record. The transcript is spliced from 5 exons.